Molecule: messenger RNA, 438 nt
Organism: Tetrahymena thermophila SB210
Lineage: Eukaryota; Ciliophora; Oligohymenophorea; Hymenostomatida; Tetrahymenidae
Product: transmembrane protein, putative
Exons: 1
Source: RefSeq, a predicted model, not a curated record
AUGAACAAAUCUUUAAUUGCUAUUCCUAUUAUUGCCCUUCUUGCAUUAGGAGCUGUCUUCAUUUUAAAUAAAUAAGAAUCCUCCAGCUUCUUAUCUAACAGCUCUAACACCACUACUUUCACCUAAUUAAGAACUUGUAUUUAAAAAACUGACUUAAUUAUCUGCGAUUAAAUUUAGGAUGAUGCUGAAAAAUCUCUCUGUUAUGCUGCUUCCUACGCUGUCUCUAGAUUAACUUUCCCUGAUGGAGAUUUAAUCACCGAAGCUUGCAAAAAUUUCCAUAACUAUGAAGCCACUGCCAAUGCUAAUCAAAUGAUCAAUUAUUAGAAUUACUAUUUCAGCUGUUAUCUUAGUGCUGAUGUUUUAAGAGAAGCCUACAAAUGUGCUAGCUUUUAUGAAAAGAUCUACACACCCCAAUUUAUCACUUGCGCUGGUUACUGA